This is a messenger RNA of Aspergillus mulundensis, 837 nucleotides long. RefSeq lists its product as uncharacterized. The transcript has a single exon. The record is from RefSeq and is a predicted model, not a curated record. The coding region runs from base 1 to 837 and encodes 278 amino acids. Lineage: Eukaryota; Fungi; Ascomycota; Eurotiomycetes; Eurotiales; Aspergillaceae.
AUGGGCAAAAAGCUAUCUGUCGUCAAAAGCGUCAAAUCAGAGGACUACACUGCCCCAGGAAACGCCGUCAAUGAGAUCUGGGUUGGAGAUACAGAACUGAUCUCUCGUCUCCCGUUCGGCGACAACGACAUGGAGCAGGCUGGCUGGCCGGCGAACGGCGGGCCAAAGAUCCCGUGGCAUAACUUUAUUAUCCCCAUGAGACGAGACCUCGGGACUCCGAGCGUCACCAAUUCCAGUCCGCCUCUUGACUUCAGCGUCCUUGUUUCUCAAGUUCCUCUCAAUCAGAUGAUCUGUUGCCACCAGGGUGGUUGCAUCACCGACCAGGGGAUCACCAACACCGUCUUCACUUUUCAACUCGUCGCCCAGGAUAACUCGCGGUUUCAAUACGCCGUCACCCUGAUGAUUUUGGCCUACAUGGGACUCAUUAGCUGCAGAGAAGGCAGGCGGUUAGCUGCGGUACUGCCGUCGGGCCGCUACAUUCCAUAUCACGACCCAACCAGCUUGUGGGCUGUAGCCAAUUCUGCUGCGGCCGCAACGAUCCUAAAUGCAUGCGCCCUUGUUCUUGGGGUUUUGGCGAUUUCAGCCUGGUAUGAAGCCCAUAGAGUCUAUCGGUUCGAGACAGACGACUGGAGAUUCAUGGAGAACUUGGCGACAACCGUUCUGAGCACACAAAUGAUGGUGACCUCGUGGACUAUAUUGGUGGAUUGGUUGGAUGUUUGGAGGAUACUACGCCACCGCAACUGCAGGCGAGGUGAACUCCCAAUGGAAAUUACCAUCAACAUCAGAGAUGAGCCGCCGCACUACUCACCACAGAAUCCACCUGCCGCACCGGUUUAA